Molecule: messenger RNA, 2525 nt
Organism: Cimex lectularius (bed bug)
Lineage: Eukaryota; Metazoa; Arthropoda; Insecta; Hemiptera; Cimicidae
Exons: 16
Coding region: 135-1778 (547 amino acids)
Source: RefSeq, a predicted model, not a curated record
GCGUGGUGUCGGGAAGGACCGCCCAGGCGGUGGCCGAGGUGGGAGAGAGGAAAAAGGCGAGGGUAGACGGAUACAGCGGAACGGGGACCGUAGAACAUUCCAUUCGGAAACGCGAGGACGGUACUUCCGCCCAAAUGGAACAGCUGACGCAGUUCGUGAGUAAAUCUUUCGAAGAAGGUGGUGCCACUUCCGCCGAGGGUUGGGGGGCCGGGUCCUCCAGGAGUUCCGUGUCGCCUCUCGUCGAUCCUGAGGAUUCCAGGUCGGAGCCGCCCUCCUCACCGGCCGUCCGGAAUACCCCGACCACUCCGCCUCCUCAAUCAUGCACACCCUCAGAUCGACAACGGAUUGACGAAAGCUUUGCAUCUCCAUCCUACGUUUCAAUGCAUAGCGGUCCCGCCUUCAGUUCCGACUUACAGUCCAUAAUGCAGCCGAGAUCUUCUCGGGGGUAUGUCACGCGACCGGCGCCUCCAAAAAACCAAUUCAAGCCAGGACUACCGUAUCACAAGGGGUAUUUGGAAACCGAGGCAAAACCAGGAAUGAGCAGGGAGGUCGAAGAGCCUCGACCGUUUUAUCAGAAUAAGGACAAAUUACUUGUACACGAGCCGAAAGACACGAAGUAUGCCAAGAAGGCGAACAAAACCGCACAGACCGACCAGCAGCCAGGGCCGUCUCGCGAACUGAGCCCGGUAGAAAUCAUAGUCCAACCGGUAGAUCAAACGGAUAAGGAGAAUGUAAAAGUUGCGAAAAAGUCUUACAAGGCCGUUUCGCAGCCUGGGCCUUCUCGUCCGAUGAGCCCGGUUGAAAUCACUAUCAGACCAAUAGAGAAGACGGAGAGCAAACGGGCCAAAAAGGCAAACUAUCGCCAUUCCAAGCGGAAAUCCUCCGAGCAGACGAAUUGGGCUGAAUUUCUGAAAAGUUUAGACCGUCUCAAGGAGGAAAAACAGCCGAACGUGAGUGGUAAAGUUGUGAAGCAAGAUUAUCAGAAACCGGGCACCUCGCAUCAGCCCGAUACUCCUCAUCUCGAGAGGAACACACAAGUCCAAAAUGAGUCUGAGCUGAAGCGCAAAAAGAAGAAAAAAAACGGAUAUACAAAUUACACGAGUCCAGUGGGAUCAAGCCAGCCUGUCGAAUUUGGCAGUUUUCCAGACAUUGACCUCAGCCAGGAUUUAGAUAUUAAACCGGAGAGCCUUUCCCCGUUAUUUAAAUUUAGUCGUGCCAGAUACGAGCAAGUUACUUUACGCGAACCUGAAGUUAGUACAUCAGCUUUAUUCGAAGAAAUGGAUUCCCUCGAUUACAAACCUGAGCCUUUACCUCCAGUCGGCAAGUUACAUGGCAGGAAGGCUGUAUCUCCGGAAGGACGAAACUUCGGAAAGGGUGGUUGCCAAUGUUUGCAAUGUUGCGCUUGUUGCCCAUCUUAUCAUCAACACCAUCCUUCUUACGACAAACAAAGUGUCGGCACCAAUAACUAUGCUGGUUAUGCCGUUCCACGGCCAUCGGUCGACAAGGCACGGCGAAGUAGAAAGAGGAGCCAUCCUCAGCGUUUCCUCCGUUACAAAUUGGAUUCGGAACUUAUGCCUCCUCCUCCAACGCUUCCGACGCCAACUGCGACAAGUUCGACCACCGACGAUCCAUCGACUUCCUGCGUCUAUGGAGAGCCUAGCUGCGUCAUUAAGCGUAUCAAUCAUCCCAUAAGCGAUUUCGCGGAUGCAAACUUCGCCCUGGACCUGAGUGUUCAAAGUCUUCGCACAAGUGCUAAGCAACGUGAAGAUGGUAACUAAAAGAGACCGACUGCUUUUUAACGUCGUCCUUUUAAUUGUUCACGGUUUUACACUUUUUAUAACAUUUUAUAUGCAACUUUUUUUAAAUAUUUCUACUCAUUUUUUUCUAUAAAUUCGAUUUUAUUAGAAGUAACUGUUUUCUAAGAAGGCCUUUUAAAAUUAAGAAAAACCUACAUACUACAUUUUUUUAAGUUAUAUUACAUCUUUUGACAACCCCUGUUUUAUUUUUAUUUUUAUCUUAUUGUACAUCGUUAAUUAAACAAAUUCUUGCUAUAACAAAUAUUUACAGUUGAACCAUUUUGUGUAAUACUGUAACUGUUUCUAGCUUUUUAAAUUGUACCUACUGAAUCACACUUUGUACUUAAUGUUUUAUAUUUUUUAACCACAACUUAAAGUUAAUGUAUGCAAGUUUUUAAUUUUGUAAAAUAUAUUGCGAAUGCCGAUGUUUGUCAAAAACAUGUUUAUUAUACACUGGUGAUCUCAAAUGACAUGUCAACAACAAUCCUGUUCAACGGUAUAUGUAAAAGCUUUGUCAGUUUAACAGCUUAAUGCUUUUGGAAAAAGAACCGAGCUUCAAUUGUCAAGAAAGUUAAGUUGAACAGGAAUGUUGAUAUAGAAAAUGAAAGAACAAAAUAGCUGACUUUCCAUAAAUUUUGUUUAAUGGCCGAUUUGUAUUUUGUUGUCUUACAGUUUUAUUCAAUAAUUAUUUUGUGUUUCUUGAAAUGUACUUAUUACAAUAAAAUGAAA